GUAUAGCAUUUUAUUUUUUCUACUUUGUUGGAGCCAAGCCAGUCAGAGAGCUCUGUGUUAUUUAUUUAAUCAUAUAUUAAUACUUCAUAUUUGUAUGUCCCUGAAAUCAAGGGUGAGGAGGGGGGGGGGUGUUUUGGUCUGUCUCUAUCAAUUGUCUUUUUUUUUUUAUCUGUUUGCAACUUUAACCUUGGUCAUAACUUUUGAACUUCACAUUUUUCUUGAUUGUCGAGAAUGAAUUGAAAGUUCAGGGUUAAAUCAGCGUGAUUGAUAACUCAAUAUCACAAUUGAAUGUGGCAGCACUUAUUUUCCCCAAACCAAUUGUUUUUUCGUUUUACAGAUUGUAACACUGUUAUCAGAUUUCAAUGUUUUCUUCAUUCAUUUAAUAUUUUGAAUGAAUAUGAAAACGAUUUUCUGUGAAUUUAUUGUUUUGUGCAAACAAAUGCUGCAGCUAAUGUGGAAAUUGAUGCCUUGCUGUAGGCAAGUGUAGAGUCUAAGAGUGAGUGUGUAUAUGAUGUGUCACUUUGUAUAAGGAAAUAACACCUGAGGGUGUUUUAUACCUGAUGUUUAUGAAUUUUUUGUCAAUUUCUGUGUUUUUGGUAUUAUCAGAUGGUGUUAUUAAUAUCUGUGUGUUUUUGGUAUUAUCAGAUGGUGUUAUUAAUAUCUGUGUGUUUUUGGUAUUAUCAGAUGGUGUUAUUAAUAUCUGUGUGUUUUUGGUAUUAUCAGAUGGUGUUAUUAAUAUCUGUGUGUUUUUGGUAUUAUCAGAUGGUGUUAUUAAUAUCUGUGUGUUUUUGGUAUUAUCAGAUGGUGUUAUUAAUAUCUGUGUUUUUGGUAUUGUCAGAUGGUGUUAUUAAUAUCUGUGUGUUUUUGGUAUUAUCAGAUGGUGUUAUUAAUAUCUGUGUGUUUUUGGUAUUGUCAGAUGGUGUUAUUAAUAUCUGUGUGUUUUUGGUAUUGUCAGAUGGUGUUAUUAAUAUCUGUGUGUUUUUGGUAUUAUCAGAUGGUGUUAUUAAUAUCUGUGUUUUUUUGGUAUUGUCAGAUGGUGUUAUUAAUAUCUGUGUGUUUUUGGUAUUAUCAGAUGGUGUUAUUAAUAUCUGUGUGUUUUUGGUAUUAUCAGAUGGUGUUAUUAAUAUCUGUGUGUUUUUGGUAUUAUCAGAUGGUGUUAUUAAUAUCUUAAUAUUAUUAUUGCUAUUGUUAUUGAUAUAGAUGGGACCAAAAUAGGAGUUUGAACUUUUAUAUUGGUUAUAUAAAGAAAAAAUGAUGUUUGUGUAUUUGAAUUAAAAUCUUUUUGAUAUGUACAGGUGAAAAGGUUAGAAGAUAAUUAACAAACAGAGAUCUCUCUCAUAAAUCCUAUAAACAAUACAGAAUGGAGAACAGAGCAGACACGGACCCCUGGAAACAGGAGGGGCAGGAUUGGGUGCCUUGAAAGAGGAAGCAUCCCCUGUUGAUCAUCCACACCCUCUGUGAACCCUUUGUCUUAAUCAGGAACUGGUUCCCGGCUUGUCAUCUGAGCAGAUAACUGAAAACACUAAAUCACUGAAGCAUAGUGUCUGUUGAAGAAUUGAUGAGGGCUGCAGUUUAACGUGUAGGGAGCGUCAGUAGGGGAGGCGAUGGAUCGUUUAUUGACAGCCUUUGUUAUGUCCUGUGCAAGGCAUCAUGGGAUAGGAGCCUGCAACCAUAGUACCCAACAUGUCCUGUCCACUGACAGUAGAGCAGAUCAGCCUCUGUAGGCAAGGUUCCAACAUUGAUCUUGAGGCUGUGUUUCAAGGGCACAUUUCCGGCAGAAGACUCCAGGGUGUGAAAAGCAACCCAAUAUACCAUGACAAACAUAGACUCACUAGGACAACCGAGGUCUCUGAAAAUGAUUUUAACAUUACUGUCUACAAUAGUUUUCCUUUAAAAAGACAAAGAAAUGUGGAUUAUGGAGAUCCACCUUUCCUACCUUCUGGUGAAGAAAACCCAAACUUCAGUGGAUCUGUUGCCAAGGUAACAAAUUCAACUGAGGGGAACGAUAUGCAACGAGAAAGUUUAAAAGUAACGAAUGGGGAUGUUGUUGUUGGAGAUAUCAUCAUAGAAACAGAUUACAGGAACACUCCUAAAAAUGAAGAGGAUGCCAUAUUGGAAAUGGAAAAACUUACCAAGGCAAAGCAUUUGUAUGGUGAUUCUGUGGCUAGUGAAAAUAACAAUGUUGAAAAGUUGAACAAAAAACAGGAAUUGGAUGAAAUGAAACUGAAAAAUGUAAAUGAAGUGAACAAAAAGGAUGGUGACCAUUUGUUGAAAGAAAGUACAAAUGUAACCAAUGGGAAGUCAACAGGGAUGGAUGAGAGUAUGACAAGAGGAGACAAAGAUUCUGAUUGGCCAGAGAUCGAUGAUUUAGUUGUAUCUAAAGAAACAGAAUUGUGUGACACAGUUAAAUGUGAAAGUGAAAAUGUGAGUGAGUCUUCACCUCAUGAGAAAGAGAAUGGAUCUCUAACUCAGGAAAAACUGAAUGGGGUUUUAUCCAAUGGAAAUGCAGACUCCAAUGGACUCCAUGUUAAUGGAAAAAUUCCAAAUGGAAAUCAUCAGCAUGAUGUUAGUCAUUUGGAAGAGGAGACUGAAACCAAAAAAUCAAAGAAAUCCAAGAAAAACUCUAGAAAGAAAAAAGUUCGAGAGAGGAAAAAUUCUCUACCAGAUCACAUAUUAAACUCUCUUGCUAUGAAACCUAAAAAACCCAUCUUAAUCCCUACGUGUUCUGAUGCUAAUUCUAGCUCAUACUCUGAUGGAAAUCGCCUGAACUCUUCUAUCACAGAGCAGAAAAGUGUGAAAUUUUCCAAAGACACUGUGUUCAAUGAAAAUAAACCAAACAAGUAUCGCAAAGAGAAAAUGCAGGACCGCUGUAAACCGAAUGGAAUGGCCAGUUCAAAUCCUGUGUUUGUGGAUGACAAUGGUUUUGAGAUCAGUCUUACAGAUGAUGAAAAGGUGCUACAUUUUUCAAACAGUAGUGACACCAAUAGCCAGCUGAGUGAACUGAACGUCCCGGGAUACAUGAAGGAGUAUGUGAUAGGAUCAGAAGAUCUCCCACCUGUCACGAGGACCCCAAUGUCCCGGGCCAAACUGCAAGGAAUAGAAGACAUCGAAAAAAUCACAAGCGAUACCACGUAUAAAGAUUUAGAUCGAGAAUUGUCCAAACGGCAUCGUAACAAAGUGAUCCGCUUGGUGCUUGCGUGCUUCGUUUUUCUCGUUGUCAUUGGUGUAGUCGUUUUACUCGUGGUUUAUUUCGGUAAACCACAACCCAAAAGUUGACACAGAAAACGUACACCUGUUUGUUUCAUUACAUAAUUGUUAACAUUGUUACAAAAUAUAUUAUACGGAUUUCACGAGGGUAUUAUCAUUGUACAUAAGAUUGUUAAAUGUAUUUACAAGGUUUUAUAUUUAUUAUGUGAUUUUGUUGUUUGAACCUCUGAUAAAUAUGCAUUUUAAAUGUUCUGAGCCAGUAGGUUCAUUUUUCAUGUCUUAUCAUUUUGUAUGAGUCUCUUAAAUUGUUUUACAAGCCAAUUUCUAUUUUAUAAAGGAGUAUCAACAUGAAAAUUUUGAAUUGUAUUUAUUGGGUGAUUUUAUUGAUUGCAAUGUUGAUAGUUUGAGAUGUUUUAUUUAGAUGUGAGUGUCAACAAUCAAACAAACACAUAAGUGCAUGUAUUUUUAUGAUAUCCGUAAAAUGCAUUUUAUUUUGUGGUAUGAUAUUAUAAAAACUAAACGUUUGUUUUUGUCUUAACAUUGAAUCAUUGCAUGUACUUUUUCAAGGGAUUUUGUUGCACAAACAACUCCAUACCCUGCAUAAUAUAUACAUGUUUAUUAUAUACUUUCAAUUUCAUCUCUUCUUUUUUCUUUAAAAGUUUGCGGGCAUAUAUCACACGAUAUAUGCCCGGAAACUUUCCGGCCCGCAAACAUUACGUCACAAUCAAAUUUCUACGCCGUUAAUUAUAAAAAAUUUCGUGUUUUUCAUCUUUUACUCAGUUAAACCGAUAAAGUUAUUGUUAAAAAUAAAAUUAUUGUUAGUUUCUAAAUGAAAUUGAAAGUAUAUAAUAAAAAGGUUAUAGACUUUGUAUGGGAAAUAUGACGACCUCGUUUUUUGUCGCGAACGGACCUCGCAAGCUCGGUCCGUCUACGCGCCAAAAAACUCGGUCGUCAUAUUUUCCCAUACAAAGUCUAUAACCUAUAAAUAUAUCACAUAGCCACUUCGGUAUACAUACAUUGAUAGCCACUUACACAAUCUUCAAAGGAAAGUUUUGAGUUGAGCUAAACAUAUGUAUUUUUAUUCAUCAAAUUUUGAUUAAGACUCCAUGAAGACAAUAAAAUCAUAAUUUAUAAAA
This is a messenger RNA of Ostrea edulis (European flat oyster), 4343 nucleotides long. RefSeq lists its product as uncharacterized. NCBI's taxonomy places the organism in Eukaryota, Metazoa, Mollusca, Bivalvia, Ostreida, Ostreidae. The transcript is spliced from 6 exons. Bases 1684 to 3276 code for a protein of 530 amino acids. The record is from RefSeq and is a predicted model, not a curated record.